GUUUCAUAUAUACAAACAGUAAGUAUCAUCUAAUCCCUGGCUCUAACCAUCCAUGGAUACAUCGGAAAAGACGCAAAAUUUUCGUAACCAGUAUUAUCCUUCAGCACGCCAACAUUUUCAUCUAUCAAAACAUAUCACAAAAGAGAUUUCUAAAAGCAGGAGUUAUGCAGCAUGUCUUAUAGAAGCCCACUUCUGCGAGCCAUUGCUUACGUAGACUUUCUUAGUUCUUCUCACUGCCUAUUUCUCCUUCUUAGCAUCCUUCUUUUCGGCACCCCCAGCUUCCUUAGCCAACUCUUCGUUAGUCUUCAAUGAAGACUUUAUUUUUUCGUUCUCUAAUUCCAGGAUAAACCAAGUUACCGUACCCCACAAGCAAAAGCUGAUAGCCAACAAAUUGUAGAAAUGGAUGGAUCCGCUGAGGUAGAUCAACAUGAUAAGCGAGAGCACAAGGAGAACAAACGAGCCGUGCGUGGCCUUGAUUAAAGCAGGGGUAGUUCCCGGGGUGAAAACAGAUUCCCAGAGUUCAGUAAUGAAAGUAGCCAUUGUAGUUAGGUGUACGAAGCAAGAGUAAAG
Molecule: messenger RNA, 570 nt
Organism: Babjeviella inositovora NRRL Y-12698
Lineage: Eukaryota; Fungi; Ascomycota; Pichiomycetes; Serinales
Exons: 1
Coding region: 53-214 (53 amino acids)
Source: RefSeq, a predicted model, not a curated record